AUGGCAUCCCGUCCAAGCCCAACUUCAGAACGUCCAACUUAUUUGGACGUACUGGACAAUGAACAUCGGAAGGUACUCGAAAGAGCUGUGAGGAACCUCCUGAGCACGGAGGUAGCCGAGGUUAUAUACGCCCAGAUUCUUGAUGGACUUCCCACUGAAAAGUCUCUGAGAGACAGUUCUGACUAUGUUAAAGAUCAUCCCGUUCAUAGCAUCCAACACACCGAGAUUUGCCCCGGAUAUGUAGAGAAAGCCCGCGAAUUUAGCAAUCAGUUUGACUUAUUACAGCUACAAAUAAAGUUCAAAACAAUCAAAGCCUUUGAAGAUGCACUACCAGGCUCAGAACAAUUCAGUCUUCGACUGAUCGAACUCGUUGCCGUGGCUUUUCAUGAGAUCGGCGCUCAUCUCUUUGAUCUCGAUGACGGUGCUCACAAGCACAAAAAGAAAAAGAACGCAUGGGUUGAGUCACAACGAUACUAUGAUCCUCCUCCUAUCGCCUUUUGCCAUCGAGCAUAUCGAUAUCCUGAGCAGUAUCCAAAAGGUUUAGCUGAUGUUGCUGGCUAUUGGGCUGAGUCUAAAAUCCUCGGUGGGGUCGUUUUAUUCGACCGUGGUGAGACUGAGCAAGAUUGCAAUGCCAUGUGGAUCCAUGGAGACCUGAUUAGAGGCCCGAGAACUCUCUACUCACCUACCAAGGAACAAUUCGAUGCCUUGACCAGGUUCCUCACUAACCCAUUAGAGGAAGGUUUAACAUGCCCAUUUCCUAUACAUGGAGCAAGCGUUAACAGACCACGAUGGCAUCCAUAUCACGCAUUCGCAUACUAUCACAUCUUCCGUGAUAGGUAUGAGAGGAAGCUUCCGCCAAACCCACCACAACCAGGCUGCGUUGAGGAUGGGAUGGACUGGCCAGAACUUGACGAUCGGCGUAUUCUUCUGCUGGGGGGGUUUUCUAACGCUCAAGGCGAGCCAUACGUCAAUGACGACGAGUAUGCUGCGGCUACAGUGAGGAUCAAAAACAUCACGCCUUCUUCGCCUCUUUGGCGACCAUCUGAGAUCUAA
Molecule: messenger RNA, 1053 nt
Organism: Fusarium odoratissimum NRRL 54006
Lineage: Eukaryota; Fungi; Ascomycota; Sordariomycetes; Hypocreales; Nectriaceae
Exons: 4
Coding region: 1-1053 (350 amino acids)
Source: RefSeq, a predicted model, not a curated record